Messenger RNA from Aureobasidium namibiae CBS 147.97, 1545 nucleotides. RefSeq lists its product as uncharacterized. The record is from RefSeq and is a predicted model, not a curated record. Gene Ontology annotation, biological process: carbohydrate metabolic process. Bases 1 to 1545 code for a protein of 514 amino acids. The transcript has 2 exons. NCBI's taxonomy places the organism in Eukaryota, Fungi, Ascomycota, Dothideomycetes, Dothideales, Saccotheciaceae.
AUGCUUGUCCAUCUGAUCUCGUUGCUUGCUCCUCUCAUUGGCAUUGCCGCUGCUCAAUGCCCUGACUACCUCGACUAUGCCACGCUCAAACACCAGCCAUACUCGGAAGGCGUCCGCAAUCUCUCGUAUCAACGACCUGAUCCUGCAUGCCGCACCUUCGAUCUCCCACUGCUGGAAAACAAAAUCAUUCCACAUGUCAUGCAUGCCGUUCCCGACCCUGAUCUUUUCCGCCUGUUUCUCAAUGCCUAUCCCAACACUCUCGAUACCGCAGUAAGGUGGAAGGGGUACGCUGCCGACUCUGCUGACGAAGAGCUCACUUUUCUCGUGACCGGAGAUAUCGAUGCUAUGUGGUUGAGAGACAGCGCCAACCAGAUGCAGUCUUAUCUUCCUCUUCUGACCGCAAACUCUUCUGUUGACUCGCUCGCAUCACUGUUCCGCGGUGUCAUCAACCUACAGGCCCGCUACCUCCUCACGUCUCCCUACUGCAAUGCCUUCCAGCCUCCGGUCGAGAGUGGUAUCGCUCCUGCCCAGAACCCUUCGGCCAGCGAGGAUCAUGUUUUCCCAACUUACAACAACUCCUCAGUCUUCGAGUGCAAGUACGAGCUGGACUCUCUGGCCGCUUUUCUACAGAUCAGUUCCGACUACUACAACGCCACAGGAGAUGUUGCUUUCUUCGGCAAGUACCAUUGGGUCGAGGCCAUCAACCAUCUCUUCGAGAUUUUCGAGACUCUCUCGGCAGCUGCAACCUACGAGCCCGAUGGCCGCGUCCAGAAUUCAAGCUAUACAUUUACCAGGGUGAGCAACCGCGCAACCGAGACUCUUUCCAACGACGGCCUGGGCAAUCCCUAUAGAGGUGAGACCGGCUUGUUGCGCUCUGCUUUCAGACCUUCGGAUGAUGCAACCAUCUAUCAGUAUCUGAUUCCAGCCAAUAUGAUGCUAGCGCACUACCUCGAGGCGACCGCUCCCAUCAUGCUCGCACUCAAUGGUUCGACAUGUUCUGUCACUUCAGCGCAAAUGAUACAACUUGCUGCAACCAUCAGACGAGGAAUCGCAGAGUAUGGCAUUGUUACUAUUGGUGGCAAGCAAGUAUAUGCCUAUGAAGUCGAUGGUUAUGGCUCUGCGAACAUCAUGGAUGAUGCCAACAUCCCCUCGCUGCUGUCUGCACCCUUCCUGGGCUAUUUGGACGUCAACGACGAAGUUUACCAAAACACGCGCGCAUUGUUGCUAAGUGACCGCAACCCUUAUUUCAUGCGAGGUCCCGUGAUCAGUGCUGUAGGAGGUCCUCACAAUGGCCCGGGAUACGCCUGGCCUAUGGCUUCUAUCGUACGCAUUUUGACCAGCGACAACGAUACCGAGAUCACUGAGCAGCUUGGAAUGAUUCUCAACAGCACCGAUGGACUCGGUUUGAUUCAUGAGAGCAUCAACACCUUCAAUCAGACAGACUAUACCCGGCAGUGGUUCUCUUGGGCGAACGGACUCUUUGGUCAGAUGAUAUUGGAUUUGCAGGAUCGCAAGCCUCAAAUCCUAGCACAAAGCUUUCAAUAG